AUGGCAGACAAGGUCGUAUCGGCUGAAGAGCAACUCGAAACGCUGAAUUCAGAUCAGCUUGCACUACGAGGCAAACAUGAGAAAGGGUUGUAUCUAUGGAAUAUAACAAUGACGGUGCUGCAUCUGGUGCAAGCAUGUGCUUGUCUCGCGAUUGGGUCGACGUCGGCUUCGCUGAAGCAGUUCAAGCUCCCGCUCACAACAACAUUCGCAGUCUGGACAACAGGCUACCCCGUCCCCACCCUCGUAACCCGUGGCUUAAUUCCCUUCGUCCAAGUAACAUCCGCCUUCUCCUUCCUAUCCGCCUUCUUCCAUCUGCUCGUCCUCAUAUUCUGGGCCCGCUAUGUAUCCCAAAUACGACGAGGAAUCAACGAGUUUAGAUGGUAUGAGUACUCGCUGAGUUCGAGUCUGAUGAUUUUCUUGAUUAGUUUGUUGUUUGGCAUAUACGAUAUAAUCACCCUCGUCAACAUCUUUUGCAUAAACGCAUGCAUGAACUAUUUCGGCCUCCUAACAGAAAAAAUGAACCCCCCAAACCGCACCCACACAGACUUUAUCGCCUUCUGGUAUGGCUCGUUCGCCGGUAUCGUCCCUUGGGUGUCUAUAUUCGCGUAUAUCGGUGGUGUCUCGAGCUCAUCUAUCCCAAGUUUCGUAUGGGCAAUCCUCUUUGUCUACCUCUUCUUCUUCCUGACAUUCCCGAUAAACAUGUAUUUACAGUACUACCGUGUUGGGUGGUGGGCUGACCGAUAUUAUCCUGGUUCGGGAUACUAUUUCGGUGAACGUGUGUAUCAGGUCCUGUCAUUAUUCUCCAAGAGUUUGCUUCUGUGGUUGGUGGUUGGAGGAGCGAACCAGCCGAAUGCCUAUGUUGUUAAAUAA
Messenger RNA from Synchytrium microbalum, 870 nucleotides. RefSeq lists its product as uncharacterized. The transcript has 7 exons. The record is from RefSeq and is a predicted model, not a curated record. Bases 1 to 870 code for a protein of 289 amino acids. Lineage: Eukaryota; Fungi; Chytridiomycota; Chytridiomycetes; Synchytriales; Synchytriaceae.